Molecule: messenger RNA, 3248 nt
Organism: Parasteatoda tepidariorum (common house spider)
Lineage: Eukaryota; Metazoa; Arthropoda; Arachnida; Araneae; Theridiidae
Biological process (GO): heterophilic cell-cell adhesion; establishment or maintenance of epithelial cell apical/basal polarity
Cellular component (GO): protein-containing complex; plasma membrane
Molecular function (GO): calcium ion binding
Source: RefSeq, a predicted model, not a curated record
UGUAUCGAUCGAUGCAGAAAGGGAUGCUGCCGUCCUCCAUUUCUUCCUUUGAUCACACACAGAGACAUCAUCAUGUUGUUUUUAGUUAUUGUUCUAACCUUUGGCAGAGGAAUUACUUCCCAUGAGUUAUGUCCUGAUUCGGACAGAGAACAACUUAAAUGGAGAAAUAACACAACAGAACUAAACUAUCUUCUGCAUUCACAAAAUAUUGUUUGUUACUUUACAAGAAAAUGCGCUGAAAGUAAUCUAACGGAAGAUGUUUUUAUACAAGCAGAUCACGUGAUUCAACUUGAGCUUCAAGAAGGGGACUGGUUAAUUUUGCAGAUGAAUCUUUCCGGUAGUACCGAAGAAGAAAUGGAAGUAUUUAUUGAUCCACUUCCAGAGAGAGAAGCUAUUUCAUGUAAUUUAGCUGUUCUCCCUGUACAAGCUAUGUCUCAUUGGAAAGUAGGCAUAACAGAUAAUAUUACUUUGAAAGAUGAGCUCCUUCUAGCUGGGACACACAUCUUUAGCGUUCGAACAUGGAUACCAUCGACAGGCUGUGAAGUUUCUUGGAUCUUAAAUAUAACAGUUCGAACGCAGGAAUGUUUCCGACAACCUGAUGAUGACGUUUGUUCCGGGAAAGGUGCUUGCUUCACUGAUCCCACAAUGACAACAUUUACUUGUCACUGUUGCCCAGGGUAUGUUGGACGAUUUUGUGAAGAAAAAGACGGUUGUUACGCUAAUCCUUGUCAACAUGGUGGAUUUUGUGUAGAUAUUACAGAAGGACUUACAGGCUCAACAUUUCAGUGUUUAUGUCCACAUGGAUAUCGGGGACAAGCAUGUGAUGAAGAAGUAAAUCUUUGUGAAAGAAGACCUUGUUUGAACAAUGGUACAUGCAAAGGUAAUCAAACAACAUACUGGUGUGAAUGUCCUCCAGGAUAUAGUGGCCGUCACUGUGAUGCUAAUGUUAAUGAAUGUCUAUCAAGUCCUUGUGUCCAUGGUGUUUGCGAAGAUGGACUAAGUGGUUACAAAUGUUACUGUCUACCAGGUUACGGAGGUGACCACUGUGAGUUUGAGUAUGAUGAGUGUGAUUCCAGUCCUUGCAUAAAUGGAGGAGCUUGUGAAGAUCUAGUUGCUGGUUAUCGAUGUCAUUGUGGACCAGGAUAUCAAGGUCGGAGAUGUCAAGUUAAAGUGGACCUUUGCCAACCAAAUCCUUGUCCCACCCCAGCACGUUGCACUGAUCGAGGAAAUAACUAUAGCUGCAUAUGUCAUCCGGGAUACAAUGGUCCUGGGUGUACUCAAAAAUAUGAUCCUUGUUUUCCAAAUCCCUGCCAAAAUGGAGGAAGUUGUUGGCCUAGUUUAGACUCGUUCUUUUGUUCAUGUCAUCAAGGAUAUACAGGUGACACAUGUGAAGAUUUAAUAUCCGUUUCAGAGCUACGCUACCCAGGAAUGCCUUUAGCGCAUAGCCUAGAAGAUACAUCUAUUUAUCGCAGUGCUACUAUUGGUCCAUCUAGUGCCCCUUUGAAUCAUUUACAUAAUUUGUACAUUGCUGGUGCCACUCUAGCAGGAGCAUGUUUGAUAGUUUUAGGAGUUGUUACACUUUUCCAUUGCCGAGUUCACAAGACUUAUCGCAGAUUUCGUCGCCCUUCUUCAACUAAGGAACAGAUCGAAGACCCAGACAAGUAUUCACUGAAGUGGUGUGGGAACGUUUCUAAAGAAGAAAUUAAGGACAGAUUUCCUCUCAUUCAUGAUGGUUUUGCAAAAUAGAAUUAUGUAUAUUAGUGCUCUUGCAUGUAAAUGAAAUCACUAUAGCUUUCAGAUACACCAUUAAUUAGCUCUUUUGUACUUAUUUUCAUCAUGCCAAACAUUUUCAAGAGUGGGAAAAUAUCUUUCAAAAGAAAGCUAUUUUUAGUACAAAUUCUUCGUGUCAAUUAUUUCUAAAUUUGACUAUUAUAUGCCAUUUUUCUUGUGUGAAAAGGGAUCUUUCUAGUAAAUGGAUUUAUUCAGAUUUUGUUCUCUUAUUUAAUGAUAAAUGAAUUCAUGAAAUAUAGGAUUGCAUUAACAUUCGGUAUCAAGUGAACAAAAAUAAAACGUGUAUUUUUAAAUGAUUAAAAAAGUAUUUUUAUUGUUUUUAAACGAAAUGUGCCAUCUUUAAGGAAGACUCGAUAUCAAGCGAAUGACGUGUGUUCAUAACAAAAAAGAAGUUCAUUUAUUUUAUGUGCCAGAUAAUGUCAUUGAGUGUUUUAUAACUCAAUCUUGUGUUUUUUUAUGUUUGUAAACUUAAUUCGACAGUGCAGGUCAGAUACAUAGUUGUCCUUAUUCAUCAAUAACGCACUAAAUGAAUUUUCUAGAAAGGUCCAUUUUCAAAAUACAAAUUGUUGUGAUAUUGUUAAUAUUAAAAGUAUUUUAAUGUUGAAAUUUAAUUAUCCUGCUUCUAAAAUACAGUUGUGAUAUUUUGUUGUCUUUGAAAAAUAAGAAUGCAAUUAAAAUAAUGGGUCAAUAAUAUUGUUCUUUGUAUAUACCAUUGAAAUUCAUGAAGCAGAGGAAAAUUUCAUUAGCAAUGAAUGUUUUGUUAAACUGAAUGUCCAAUGUGCGUAUGUUUUGUUCCACUUAUUCAUUAUCAUGCAAUGUAGUAUAUUUGUAUAAAGAGUGUGUAUAUAUUAGUUUGGUGAAAAACUUCGAAUUGAAAAUAGGCUAAAAGAUAUGUAAAUUGCGUUUAACUUAAAAUCCUGUUUUUGAAUGAUCUGAAGGAUCUUUAGGGAACGAAACAUUAUUCAUUAUGAAAAAUCUCCGUCAAGGAAAAACAUAAUUUUAACAAAAAUAUCGAAACUUUAUCGAAUUAUAAUUGAAACAAUAUAUUUUUAAAAUUAAUUUUUAAUUAUUUAUUCCUGACAGAUGUGCUAAUUCAGGUUGCAUAGAUUAAAAAAAAACACUUAGUUUCACCAACACUAAUAUAUGUAUGUGUAUUAAGAUGCGUCGAAAGCCAAGAAGCCGAAUUUCUAUAGAUUUUCUUCAAAAGUCUGGUUUAUUUUCUCCGUACUUUUUUAAAUCAGUAAAAUGUUUCUUCUAUCAGAAAAAUCUUUAAAAAAAAAUAGAAAGAGUUUUUAUUAUUAAGCAGUUGUCCAAAAGUGGAGAAAUAACAUCGAUCUAAACUUAAAGCUCAGACGACAAUUAAAUUUAAUCCCUAACUACCUCAAAAGACUGGGUGAAGUUUCAUCCUCUAUUUCUCGUGCCUGUGAUAUUUCCGGGUUUAAGUGUUCAAAAACAAC